Molecule: messenger RNA, 961 nt
Organism: Neoarius graeffei (lesser salmon catfish)
Lineage: Eukaryota; Metazoa; Chordata; Actinopteri; Siluriformes; Ariidae
Gene: stx8
Product: syntaxin 8
Exons: 8
Coding region: 122-832 (236 amino acids)
Biological process (GO): vesicle fusion; intracellular protein transport
Cellular component (GO): SNARE complex; endomembrane system
Molecular function (GO): SNARE binding; SNAP receptor activity
Source: RefSeq, a predicted model, not a curated record
AGAAAAUGCGGAAGUAGCUCGUCGCUGUUCGGCUCGAUUUGUUUUGUUUGUGAUCAGCAGGAUUAAUACUUUAUUUAAUCAGCUCGUUUCACAAUAAAUAAGGAAAUAAAUGAUCUGAAAGAUGUCGCAGGACCUGUGGUUACAGAACUAUGACGCCACGUGCCGACUCGCCCAGGAGAUUGCUGAGAACAUCCAGGAGAGGAACCAACAGCAGAGAACCGGCGGGAACCCGGCCAAGCUGAACAUGACCCUGCGAGCAUCUCUGCAGAAACUGAAGCAGAACAUCACACAGCUGAGGGAGACACUUGUUCGAGCCUCGUCCCAGCGCCGCAUCAUGCAGAGUGAAGCGGACCGGCGCCAGAACCUGGUGGACGAUUUGGUGACGAGGGAAAAGCAGCUGUUCACCGCGUUCAGCCGAGACCCGAGCGCCCCGGAGCCGUCACGCUCCACACUGUUAACAGGGGGAUUUGGGGCGGAGCCUGCACGAAACCCAUGGCUGGUUAACGAAUCGGAGGAGACGAGAGGACUGACUUUCGGCGAGAUCAAAGAGCAGCAGCAACGCAUCAUCCAGGCUCAGGAUGAAGGGCUGGAUGCUUUAGCAGAUGUGAUCAGCAGACAGAAGCGAAUGGGACAGGAGAUCGGAAAUGAACUCGAUGAACAAAACGAGAUCAUUGAUGACAUCACACAGCUGGUGGACACGACGGACAGACGCAUCCACAACGAGACACGUAGAGUCCGUCUGGUGGAAACCAAAUCUGCUUCCUGUGGUAUGAUGGUGGUGAUUGUGUUGCUGCUUAUUGCGAUUGUGGUUGUUGCUGCUUGGCCGACAUGAGCUGACAACGGACACACAGCUGUCAAGCCCACAUGCACAUGCGCGCACACACACACACACACAGUGUUUUAGAACGUGUUAUCACUGUAAGCAUAAACUAAUAAAAAUUUUCUAAUAAACAUUUAACAA